This is a messenger RNA of Trichomycterus rosablanca, 2571 nucleotides long. RefSeq names its product family with sequence similarity 189 member A1 (gene entrep2). Lineage: Eukaryota; Metazoa; Chordata; Actinopteri; Siluriformes; Trichomycteridae. Bases 1 to 2109 code for a protein of 702 amino acids. The transcript has 11 exons. Gene Ontology annotation, cellular component: membrane. The record is from RefSeq and is a predicted model, not a curated record.
AUGCCUGUGAAUGCCAUGCCGAGAGCAGGAGGCGGAUCUCUGAGCCCCGCGGCUGUGUCCCGCAGCCUCUCCCGGCUCAGGGAGCUUCGGUCGCGGACUCGCCUCAUGCUGUCGCUUGGUGUGGCGCAGAUGCUGCUCGGGAGUCUCAUCCUGGCUGUGAGCUUUGCCGCUUUAGCCCUCACUACCUCCCCCAAAGUCAGGCAUUCCUGUCCCUUCUGGGCUGGAUUUUCGGUGCUGCUGUCAGGUCUGAUUGGUGUAGUGUCGUGGAAGAGACCCCUCUCCCUGGUGAUUACCUUCUUCAUGCUGCUGUCUGCAGUCUGCGUGAUGUUGAACCUGGCCGGUGCCAUCCUAUCCUGUCAGAAUGCCCAGCUGGUCAACUCUCUGGAGGACUGCCAACUGAUCAAGUUCGACAGUGAUGGGGUGUGUGUUUGCUGUGCGCUUCAGCACCAGAGCUCCAGCUGCAACAACCUGGGAGAGACGCUCAAACUCAACCCGCUGAGGGACUGCAACACCAUACGACUACGCCUGAAGGAGCUGUUGUUUAGCGUGUGUGGAUUGAAUGUCAUCUCCACCAUCGUGUGCGCUCUGGCCACAGCUAUGUGCUGCAUGCAGAUGGUCUCCGCUGAUAUACUGCAGAUGUUCAUGCCACACAGAGCGCGGGCACUGAAUGCCGACUGCCUGACCCCUCGUGGCACCAUCCUUCACCAGACACUGGACUUCGACGAGUUCAUUCCGCCCAUACCCCCUCCACCCUACUACCCUCCAGAAUACACCUGCACCCCCAUGCUGGAUGGACAGAGGGUUUUACAUCUGGAUUUCCCUCACUCCCCAUUCACUGCCAUAUAUGGAGUCCCCAUCAACAGUCCAGGAAUCGUGUAUCCAUCAGAACUGCCACCACCAUACGAGUCAGUGGUGGGUCAGAACCCCUCCAGUCAGAUCAGCACCGGUUUGGAGCAGCAGGCCACAGAAUCAAGCAUGUGUGAGAGAAAUGCAGCAACAGGCCUCAGCGCUCAGGCGUCAGUGGACAGCACGUCGCUGAUGGUCUCCGAAUCGGCAGACGUUCCUGAACAGAGCUGUUCCUCGGAGGACCUGUGCUCUCUGGAGGUGCCGGGCUAUGACAUGUCUCUGUACACAACCCUCUGUACCAGCUGCACCAGCCCGGAUCAGAACGCCCGCUCUCACGCCCGAUCUCGAGCAUGCCUCGCUCAGGCCUCCGUAAAUCUCUCCCUUGAAAAAAUCGAUGCCCCUAAGCAGGACGAAAGCUUAGCCUCGCCUUCCGCCGCCUCAAGAGAGCUGGUCAGUGUGAAGGUCACCUCUCCUGUUCCUUCAGCGCCUGACAUCCAGCCGUGUGCCUCAAACUCUGGAGCCUUAGAGACUACUCAGAAUUCAGUGACGUGCCCAUCUCCUUCGGGGCAAACCCGGGGCACCCGAUUAUGCUUCAGCAUCUGGUCCCCGUCCUCCUUGGUGCCGAAUUCCUCAUCCUCUUCAGCCCACACGCUGAAAGCCAGGAGAUAUCGGAAGCUGGCGAGGAUCGUACGCUCCACCAGCGACCCUGUUUCCUGUAACUCUGUAGCCAGUACGCCUUCGGACGAUGCGGCGCCCCAGUGCGCUAAACACAGCAGUCGUGGAACUAAGAAAAAGAAAGACUGCGAGAAGCCGGACUUGAACCUGAAAGACCGCGCGCUGCACCCCGCCUCCAGCGAGCGCCCCCACUCGCUCGCCGAUCUCCAGACCUACAAAGACACCAAGAUCCUCGUGGCCCGGUUCCUGGAGCACUCCAGCUGCGGCCUCCCUCCUGAAGUACAGCAGGUGGUCAACAGCAUCAAGUGUGUCAUCAAAUCGGACGAGAAACACAUGGAGGAGGCCAUUUUCAGCGCCAGCAUACUGGAUCAGGUGAUGUCACACUCCCAGCGAAUAAGAAGCAGCCUCAGAAAGAACACUCACGAGGAUCUGCAUCUACAAAGCUGCGGGGCGCUGAGUUCCCCGUCCUUACGCCGGUGUGAUAAAUCUCAGGUAUCAGUCCAAGCGGAUCCUAGCGGAAACCCGUGUCACGACCUUCCUUAUCGACCUCGAAGCCUCAUCGGUGUGAGCAGGGAAACGAUACUCUGAUCUCACGGUUCCCCGAGGAUCAGGACUUACGCUCACGGAACUUUCAAAUGUCGUGCCAAGGCUCUCAUCAGCAGGAACCGUAGCACUCAAGCACUCAUAAUGCAUUAAAGUGCAUCUCAGCUCAGCUCAUGUUAAAAAAAAGACUUUAAAACAUCGACGUAUUCGUUCAUUUUCAGGGGGAUUUUUUGGUUAAAUGUUUGCGAGUUGGAGUUUGCUUUUCAGAGCUGUAUUAAAAAAAUUAAAAUAAAUUUGGGGAAACUAUUUAAGUUCUAAAAUAAGACCAGUAAAAACUUUAUUCCUAGCAAAGCUGUGAACCUGAGGACACAUGAUUUUUAACUGGAUGCUCCUGGGAGAUCAUUGUGUGCCACUGCAGGUCAAACAACUCCACGUCGUUGGAUUAGUUAACUUACCUCAAUGUGUUAUUCUUUUCAGUGUUACUAAUAAAAAAAUAUCAAUUUGUAA